AAGAAAAGGAAAAGAGGGGUUAAAACCGGGCCAAAUGGCUAAUUCAACGCUUAAGGGUAAGUUUUGUAUGGGAACUUGGAAUGCAAGAAGUGUCAGGGGAAAACUAAGCGAGAUCAAAGAGAACAUAAAAAACUUCGAUAUCCUAGAGAUAACAGAAACAUGGCUGAAAAAGAAAGAUAGAUUUGUGAUUCCGGGAUAUAACAUAAUUAGGGGAGAUCUGAAAGAGGACAGGCAGGGUGGGGGUUUGGCGUUUGUAGUGGAAGAAAGUAUAAAGUUUGUGAUAAGAAAGGAUGUAACGUGGAGAGGUACGGGAAGGGAAAUUUUAGGGAUCUCGGUAGAAACUAAAAAGGGUAUAUGGGAUAUUCUACUGGUCUAUAGAAGGCCAGGAGAGAAGUGGGAAAGAAAAGAUUGGGUCAAACUAUUUAAAAAUAAAAGACCCAAUGUCGAAACAAUUGUAAUGGGUGAUUUUAAAGCUAGAAGUAAAACAUGGAAUUGUCAUGUUGAUAGCAAAGAAGGUACUUUAUUGGAAAAGGUUAUUAGAGACUACGAUAUGUUUGUUAUCAAUACAAGUACUAGCUCAAGAUUGGGAACUGGGGGCAGACCGCCGUCGAAUAUCGACCUCUUUAUAGGUUCGCAUUAUGCGAAGGAAAAGGCAACGGUAACGGAAAAAAAUGAGACCAUGGGAUCAGACCAUCAGGUCUUAGGAUUAUUGUUCGGGGACGAGGAAGUAUAUAGGUCCACUGAAGUGGGGGGGUCGACUAGAAAGUUCAGGGUAGACAAAAUAAAUUGGGAUGUAUUCGUAACAGUAUCAGGGGAGGAAGCGAAGGAAUUAAUGGGAAACUGGAACGAGGAGGGGUGGGAGAAUUUUAGUAUAGAUAAUAGAUGUAGGGACCUCACGGAGGCAAUAAUUAAUAUUAUCAGAAAAGCGGGUGGGGCUAUAUCAGAUAGGGUAUCUAAUAAGAAUGGUGAAAGAAGGAAAGGGAAACCAAAAAAUGUUAAGGGACAGACAUGGUGGGAUAACGAAUGCAAUGAAGCCAAGAAAGAUAGAAGAGAAGCAGCAAAAUUAUUUAUUAAGACGCCGAAUCAGGAUAACUGGAUAAAUCUAAGGGAGGUGGGAAAAAGAAUGAAGAAACUUAUAGAAGAAAAGAAGGCCAAAGCCUGGGAUGAUUUUGCAUCUUCAAUUGACUGUUACACCAGCUCCAGGGAGGCCUGGCAAAAGAUUAAGCAAAUCAAAAAUGGCAUUGGAAAAACAGGGUGCGCCAACCUUGAUGAAAAAGAACUAAACCUGCUCGAGGAACUAGAAAUAGGAAAAGUAUUCUCCUACGAACAAGAGGGGGCCCAGGAUAAAGAAGGGCAGGGGGAAGUGGAAACCCCUGAUCAAUUUCGAGGAAGGGAAUAUGUUAGACAAGGUCAACUUGGGUUUCAGGACAGCUUUAAAGAAAGGGACCUGCAGGGAGUUCUGGACUCAGUGAGGAUAUCCUCCGCACCAGGAGAAGACGGAAUCUCAUAUCUCCUGUUAAGAAAAUUGGACAACGGAAUGAAGAAAUGCCUAUUGAAACUAUAACUGGAUUUGGGAGAAUAGUUGCAUCCCACAAAUGUGGA
Molecule: messenger RNA, 1602 nt
Organism: Osmia lignaria (orchard mason bee)
Lineage: Eukaryota; Metazoa; Arthropoda; Insecta; Hymenoptera; Megachilidae
Source: RefSeq, a predicted model, not a curated record